AUGGCGGGGCCAGAGAACACCAAACAAUACGUUCCUUUGACAUGCCAUGGUCACUCAAGACCUGUCACGCAUAUAAGCUUCUGUGGAUUUGUGGACGGAAAGGAUGAUGAGUAUUACAUGAUAUCAGCGUGUAAAGAUAACAACCCUAUGUUAAGAAGUGGUAUCAACGGCGAUUGGAUUGGUACUUUCUUUGGACACAAAGGCGCAGUUUAUCAAGCUAGACUUUCUCCGGAUGCUAAAUAUGCUGCGACUGCUUCCGCAGAUUUCACUGCAAAAGUUUGGGAUACAUAUACCGGAGAAACCCUUUAUACUAUCCAGCAUCAACAUGUCGUUCGAGCUGUCGCAUUCCCUCCAGAUUCUGGUACCACUCUUGCGACGGGAGGAACUGACAAGAAACUUUUUAUUUUUGACCUCGCGAAACUCAAUUCUACGGGUGCAAAUGGCGCAGGUUCUAAUGGCAAUGGAAGCGACACUACAAACAUUUCUCAAGAUGAUGGCUUCGAGAUUGGACCGGGUGUUCAUAAAGGAACAAUCAAGGCUGUUGUUUGGACUCGGGACCCAAAUAUCAUAGUCACGGCAGCAGAUGAUAAAGUGAUAAGAUGGUGGGAUUUACGCUCGCAAUCUGUUGUCCAAGAACAAAAAGUUGAUGGCGAUAUUGGUUCAUGCGAAUUUAGCAACAUUGCAUCUGGACCAGGAGAUAUUGGUGAAGGAUUACCUAUUUUGUCAAUUGCUGCAGGAAAAACUUUAUAUUUCUAUGGUGGACCAGCUGCAAACACUCUUAUCAAGAAGGUUGUCUUGAAUUAUGAGGUUGCUAGUGUAGCUAUUCAUCCACUUCAGAGGAAAUAUAUCACUGGUGGAAUUAAGGAUACAUGGGCGAAGGUCUAUGAUUUCGAUUCUGAUCAAGAACUUGAUGUUCACAAAGGUCAUCAUGGACCGAUCUGGAGUAUUAGCUUUUCUCCCGACGGAAAAUUGUAUGCUACAGGUAGUGAAGAUGGUACGAUUAAGAUGUGGAAGAAUUGCCCUGGUUCUUUCGGAUUAUGGAGAGCGGAAUCCUAG
Molecule: messenger RNA, 1056 nt
Organism: Botrytis byssoidea
Lineage: Eukaryota; Fungi; Ascomycota; Leotiomycetes; Helotiales; Sclerotiniaceae
Exons: 5
Coding region: 1-1056 (351 amino acids)
Biological process (GO): spliceosomal snRNP assembly
Cellular component (GO): SMN complex
Molecular function (GO): RNA binding; protein binding
Source: RefSeq, a predicted model, not a curated record